AUGGGAAUGGUUUUCGGGAAGAUCGAUGUUGAAACCCCGAAGUUCGAAGUCAUCCGAUCCACCGACGACUACGAGAUCCGCAGCUACCCUUCCUCGGUAAUCGCGGAGGUUACGUACGAUCCAGCCCAGUUGAACGGCAACAAAGACGGCGGCUUUACCAUUCUGGCCAACUACAUCGGCGCUCUGGGGAGUCCCCAGAACGCCGCCCCGGAGAAGAUCGCGAUGACGGCGCCGGUGAUAACGCAGGCGGCGUCAGAGAAGAUUGCGAUGACGGCUCCGGUGGUGACGACGACCGGGGGAGGAGAGGGAGAGAGGAGGGCGGUGACCAUGCAGUUCAUAUUGCCUGCGAAAUACCGGAAGGCGGAGGAGGCGCCGCGGCCACUGGACGAGAGGGUGGUGGUCCGGGAGGAGGCGGAGAAGAAGUAUGGAGUGGUUAGAUUCGGUGGGACGGCGGCGGAGGAGGACGUGGCAGGGAAAGCGGAGCAGCUGCGGCGGUGCUUGGAGAGGGAUGGGUAUAAGGUGGUGGGGGAGUUGUUGCUGGCGAGGUACAACCCACCUUGGACUCUCCCUCCAUUUAGAAGAAACGAAAUUAUGUUGCAAAUCGGGUGAAAUGAGCCCAAAAAGAAUCAUAUCUGUACGCAAUACCACAGAGAGCAACAGCAACAACCUUACCAUGGCGGGUGGGUUGAGUGAACUCUCCUUUCCUUAGUUUGCAGCCAAUUACCGUUUUCUUAUUUGUUAGUUUCAUAGAAAUGCAUGGAAAAUUUGUUAAGACGAAUUAGUAGCUGGCACAAAUGGUUUUCACUAAACGGGGGACAAUUUUCUAUUUGGUCUUGAAUGAAAAAUAUUACAUUGGAGUCUGUAAAGGGUAACUUCAAUAAUUGAUAUGAACAAUAAUCCAAGAAAAAAAUAAGGAAUGAACUAAUUAGAACAAGGAAUGAAAAUCUGCACUGUGUCUGACCUGUGUGUUUGUGGUAAUUUAUCUGUAACCUUCCCUCUUUGCCCAUUCCCACAUUCUUAAUUACCCUAUUUACAUCAAAACUGUGGCCUGCAUCUGCAAAUCAAUCCCAUUGUACUGAGCUUUACAGCUUCGAACGGCCUCGUCUCGUUCGCUGCCACCGUCAAAAUUAGAGAGCCUCUGGAAAACCCAACUUACCCGCCUUCCAAGCAACAGGUCUCUCACCUAGUUUACACCCUAUGUGCCAAAUGUUUAGAAACACUAUCUUUGUGAGGCAGCAGCCCUCGGGUGUGGUCUCCGGGGAAGGGCUUCCUGAGACGUGUUCGUGUUGCAAACACAACCCGGGAAAGGAUUUGCGUAGAAGUUCUCUUCUAGUCUUGGCGAUUCCCCGCGCAGCCUGAGAUAUGGUGCCCCGAGCCUGUCUGAAUGCAACUUCUUAACCUCGGAAGAAAACUCUUCCCAAGAUAAGGUACCCUCAUCCAAUUGGUUGAUCAAUCCGAUGAAAUUUUGCCUGAAUUGAUGAAAAAUUAUUGUAGAUUAGUGAUCCAUCGUGUGAUUGCGGUUUUUACUUUGAUAGCGAAAACCUGAGAAGGGUUCAAAGAAGCUUAGAGCACCUGUCAGGGUUGAUGGUCUUUCGAAAACCUUCAAACCUCCGGUGCCCUUGCACAGCCUUUGCCAUAUUCCCAUCAUAGGUGUAGACGAAAACAUCACUCUCUAGAGCCACAAUGUAAUCCAAGGCAGCCAGCCGGUUCUGGUACUGCUCGAAGGGCUUGAGCUCUUCUUCGGUUGUCAGGGUCGAAUGGGAGAAAAUGUUCGGGUACUCAGCCCGGAAUGCGUUCAUGCUGUUCCCGCCAUAAAUCUCCCCUGCAACUAUAUAUAUUCUUGUGCUCGAAGGGUACCCCAUCGCCUUGAGGAAGAUGGCAGCUUCCCUUGGGGACAUCGGGCAUCCCCCUUGGAGUCGCCUUUCCUCGCUGUCAAUCUCUUUCUCCUUCCAAUGCUUGACACUGUACCUCAUAAUCCGAAGCUCCUCUGCCUCGGCAGCCGUCAGAUUGUGGCUGCAGCCGGUGAACGCAAGCAUGUCCUUCUCGUACCUUAAAUGAAGGGCAAUAUACGGCUGGCUAUCAUUCCGGAGCCUCUCAACUAGCCUACUCCCAAGCUCCUCGAUCUCGGCUGCGUACCUGAGAGCCUCGUAAUUCGCCCGGCACCUGAGCUUCUGUAUCGAGCUGGAGAGCCCGUUAUUGGCGAGCCGCGAAUCGGUGUGCGUAAACUUGAUCACUUUGUGCUGCUUCAGCAGCUGAACCAUCUCCGUCCUGUAGUAACCAGCCUGCAUAUAAGAAAGAUUGCAUUUCUAGUUAACCAAGCGAGAUGGAAGACCAUAGACAUUUCGUCGAACGUCUGGCCGGCGCAUACCUUGGACCAGGAGAUGGGAGCCUUCAAAAGGGGCCUUAUCGAAGCAUGGCUGUCCGGCAGAGAUUCAACGAUCUCAAUAUCCUCCCUGAGAACUUCGAUGAAGUGCUCCCAGUCGAAAAUAUCUUUGAAUCCGCUGGGAUCAGACCAGAACGAUUCAUGAUCCAGAUAAGGAAGAACCAAGGUGGCGUUCAUGAUCUUCGCAACCGCAACCAUGUCGCAUAUCUGGGACACAAAUCAACUCUCAGAAAUUGCCUAAAAAACUAAGCAAAAUCAUGAUUUAGUAAAUGGUGAUCGAAGCUUACUCCGGUUCUCAUCUGAUUCAAUCCGCCAUUGGCGUGAACUAAAAGAUACCCAUUGGUGGCAGAGCCUGACCCUGAAUCGAAUCACAAUCAGUUUCAGACCAUAAACCAAAGAGUGAUUAAAUCAUAAAUUCCAGAGAAUUGAAACGUACUAAUGCGAUUCCUUGGCCGCUGUAUGCACUGAUAAUAGCUAUCGCUGUUUGGCUUCAUCCAGAUAUCCGGCGUCUGACAAAACAAGAACGAAGACACGUUAAUGAUUAAUCUAAACGGUGGAAAAUUGAAAUUAACGUUGCAACAAGGGAAGUUAAAAUUUGACUUUUAUAAUAAUUGUAUUCCCACCGUCGGCUGGAUGCGAAUGUCGUAUGAAAGGCGUCUUGGAAAAUGGAAAAUUGAAAAAACUAAAAGGCAACACGGACCAUACCACUGACCAAGGCUGGCCAGCUCGCCAAAAGAACACGUUUUUGCCGCCCACUAAUUUGGUGGGUCUAGAAACAGAUACGGGUGGGGCAGAGCCAAUCAAGCCAUUCCAUUCUGAACCCAGAUUGAUUUUUUAAUUUACGAGGGCAGAGAAAACGAAAACCCAAAAUGAAAAUUUGACAGACGGAAAGUUUUGAUAAAGAACAUUGAGAAUCUAGGGGUUGAGAAAAAGGAGCUUUUGACCAUCUGCAAUUGCUAAGUCGCCGGAAAAAAUGGCUUCCCCCGUUCGGUUGCCGAGAAAAUCAGAAUUUUGAAUUCAGAAGGGUGCUAAAAAUUCCCCUUUUUACAAAUAAAAAU
Diospyros lotus (date-plum) is the source of this 3441-nucleotide messenger RNA. RefSeq names its product heme-binding-like protein At3g10130, chloroplastic. The record is from RefSeq and is a predicted model, not a curated record. The transcript has 2 exons. NCBI's taxonomy places the organism in Eukaryota, Viridiplantae, Streptophyta, Magnoliopsida, Ericales, Ebenaceae. Bases 1 to 609 code for a protein of 202 amino acids.